UCUUGCCACGUCCAACACCACGGGACGACAUGACACAAAACUCAACCGCUCGUCGACUGACCAAUCGCGAAGCCGAAAGCUCUGCGGCGAUGGCGAGGACUGAAUUGGUGCUUCGAAAGGUCGAAGAUGACUACGAUGGCGACGAUUGCGAUGAUGGCAAGGAUGGCGACAACGACCCGGAAGGCGACAAUGGCGGACACGACGACGACGGCGACGAUGGCGAUGCAAAAGAAAAGCACGUGGCGCAGUCCACGGCGAUCGAGCUGACGAUGGCGAUGAUGGCGACGAAGAUGACGGCCGCGAUCACGCUGACGAUGGCGAUGAUGGCAACGAAGAUGACGAUGGAGGUGAUGGAGACGAAAAGCAAAGAUGACGAGGAUGGCGACGUUGUGUUGUCGACUCAACGACAAUCACUUGCACGUUUCGCGGCAGGAUGAGGGCGGUCUAGUGCGCGCGCAAGGUGGCGACCCCGCUGGAAGGCGAGGAUCGUCGAGGGUGGUGGAGUGCAACGGGCGACUAGCUUUGUUUC
Messenger RNA from Chara braunii, 529 nucleotides. NCBI's taxonomy places the organism in Eukaryota, Viridiplantae, Streptophyta, Charophyceae, Charales, Characeae. The record is from the annotation of a GenBank genome assembly.